Anopheles funestus (African malaria mosquito) is the source of this 6575-nucleotide messenger RNA. RefSeq names its product serine/arginine repetitive matrix protein 2-like. The coding region runs from base 661 to 5937 and encodes 1758 amino acids. Gene Ontology annotation, molecular function: actin filament binding. Gene Ontology annotation, biological process: actin filament network formation; cortical actin cytoskeleton organization. Gene Ontology annotation, cellular component: cytoskeleton; cytoplasm. The transcript has 4 exons. The record is from RefSeq and is a predicted model, not a curated record. NCBI's taxonomy places the organism in Eukaryota, Metazoa, Arthropoda, Insecta, Diptera, Culicidae.
GAACACGAUGCGCCGCUAUGAAUUUUAUUCGUGCGAUGUUUUUACGUUGUUUUCGCAACUGUCCCAAUUGCCCCAAAACGAUGUUGUCAAAUGAAAUCUGACGUUUUGUUUUGUCGCGUGCAGCUGUGUGUGUGCGCUGGUGGUCCAUCUAGCUAUUGUGUCAGUGUAGUUGCGAUACAAAAUUAUAAACUUUUGUAAAAAGGCUAAUCUUUUAUGCCUUCAACCCGUUUAUUCCGACGAGUCGUCGCAACAAAUGGGAAUUACGCUCAUCAGCACCAAGUUUGCGGCUCGUUUUGCAUGAGGAAGAAGGUUAUAUUACCUGCUAGCUACGAAUCUUCUUCCUUGGCUGAUUCCACUGGUACCCUCCGACCGUUCUGCCGACCGAUUGAUUAGAAGCAGAAAAACGCGGUGCCUAGAAUCGCAAUCCUAACUACCGAUAAUCUUGCAGAGAUUGCCCGUACAUCGUGCAGCAAGGGAUACGAAAAACAUUGUGGUCACCAUUGGACAGCGUAUCCAUGGAGUUGCUGCAUUAAUGACACAGGAGGUAUAGCACUAUCCUCCUCUGUGCCGCCUGCUAGAUAUUUGUUCGUCGUUCGAACACCUUAACUUGGAUCCGUUUUAGAUCGGUGUGCAUCAUCCGGAGUGGACGAGUGUUUCAUAAUGGACACGGAUCGUGCAACAUCUUGCACGCCACCAUUACCAGCGAUAGAACGAAUACCAGUGCAGUUGGCCAAAUAUCAGCAGAAUUCGCCGUCGAUAAGCAAAACUGAGCACGAUACAAAGAAAUCAUCACCAGCACCGAAAUCAUCCGGCAUCGAUCGACACGACGAUGACACAGAAACGCGCAGCAGAGCGACGGCAGCAAACGAAUUGGUUUGUGGCAGCUUGCGAGAUGAGAAGCGUGCAAAAAGUGCUAAGAAAUCAAGCCGCGAUUCAAGCGCAUCGAAGGAGCAGCUGAAGGGCAAACACAGAACCGUCGAUUCGGAUACCUCGGUGCAAAAGAAAACAAAAAAGAUAGAAAAACAAAACUCCCAUGAGCAUGACAACGGUAAGGAACGUCACAGUCGCGGUCGCCAUCAUCAUCAUCGGCGGAAAACGGACACCAGCAACCACGGAUCCGCUGCAACGGAUAGCAACGAAGAGGAGAGCAGUCAGCGUGACACUGAGCGAAUGAAAAACAAGCUCAAAAAGCAAAGAUCUCGAUCUACCGAAGGAAAUGUUGCCCGCGAGCGAAAACCGAAACAUUCCCGCUCUAGGUCACACAGUCGUCGUUCCAGCAUUAGUCGGCAGCGGGAUGAUAUCAGUAGCAAACGGGAUCAGCGCAGUAUUAGUCAACCGAGAGAUUCCGUACCGCGGAGGGAGGAACCACGCGAACGCUUUAACCAGCAUAGGCGUGAUUUUGGGUUUAACAAUCGCCGAAAUACGUUCCGCAAACGUCGCUUUAUGGAUGGGAAGCGAAGAAACGGCCCGUUCCGGCCACGAGUAGCGGGGCCGAUACGAGUCGGUGCGACACUAUCGCCCAUUAAAUACACCAAGGUCAAUCCGGUGAUUAGCUGGCGGGAAUGGUUACUGCCAGCGGAAGAGCCAAAGGAAAAGAAGGUGAAAUAUUCACCAGUUACGAAGAUACAACCGAUUACACCAGCGAUAGCGGCCCUGCAGGAAUACGACGAAAGUGAUGGCGAUAGAGAAUCGUCCUCCACGCAAAGUGAUCGCUUGCGGUGCGUUUCUAAUGAGAAUCAUGAGAUGGAUAUCGAUCUCCCAAAAACCAUAAAAGCAACGAAUCGCGCAUCAUCCGAGAGGGAAAAGAUAACACAGAAGAUUAAAAAGGAAAAGGUUUCAAAUGACGAGCAGGAAGAUACGGAGCAACCGACGUUCAAGGUGGAUUGCAGCAUUGUGAAGCAGGAACCGCUAACGGAGGACGACGAGGAGCAUCAGCAGCCGGCCGGGAAGUCAAGCAUUGAGCAAGAAGUUGUCAGCCAAACUAAACCGAAGUUUAGCUGUUCCUUUCUGGACGAUCUUUCGAGCGGGAAGCUCAUGUUGCCGUCGGACCUUUCUCCCGAUAUCGUUAAGGAGCAAGACACAUUCACGCAUGUCGAUCGGAACCGUAGGGCGGAAAGUGAAUCGCCCGACACGGAUGAUUACGCGUCAAACUGGGAAACGGAAGGGCUUGGCAUGAGUCCGCCGAGAAGGACGCCCACUCCGCUACUGCCACCGGACGUGCCCCGAACGCCAGACCGCGUCAAAGAGUUGAAACCGACCAGAGAGCUGGAUCUCGCAAACGGAUCACCAUCGCUGGGUUCGGAAGAAAAGCGUGCCCAUCUGAAGCCGCGCAGUAUGCACGAGGAGAUAAUACCAUUGGACGAUUUGCUAAAUGUGCAGAACCAGCUGAAAUCGUAUCAAUCGAAGCUGGAGGCAAUGCAAAAACUAAAAGUGAACGUGCAGAACAAAGAGGACGGUGGUGGAAGGCAAGCGAACGAAAAGCUGGCGGAUGAAUACGACAGCUUUAUGCAAUCCCUCGGCCAUACGGGACCGGAUGGCGAUCGGGAGGGGUCCGGUAAGGACGAGGAAGGCUCCAGCACAACCAGCUCGUCAAGCAGUUCGAGCAGCUCAUCCUCAGAUUCCAGCUCGGAUUCUUCAAGCUCGUCCGAUUCCUCAAACUCAUCUAGCUCCAGCUCCGAUUCUGAUUCCGAACAAGAUACGGACGAUGAAAAAGGUUCGGCCACAGAAAGGGAAACGCAAGAACAAGCGCAAUCGAAUGCAGUGGACGAGGCGGAACACGAGCGGAACAAUUUUGACGAAUCGAACACACCGCCGCAUCGGCCGGUCCUAACCAUACCGGACUAUCUGCUGCCGAGCGUUCCCGAUCCGACGCAAUCGUCCUGCACCAAAAUCUACAGCAUUCGGGACGAUUCGGUUGCAACGGCUGUCAAACCGCUGGACCUCGACCGUGAUAUGCCGAUCAAACUGAAACUGCCAUCAAAGAACAGAAUUCUACCGUCGUCCGGUGCGUCGGCACUGCUCGGACACGAGGACGAUGACGAUGCCAGUCAAGCACGCAAAGCGGCAAAAGAACAACAAUCAAGCAAACAAACCUCACCGUCCAAGGAGCAACGGACGAGCAAGGAACAUGAGAAACGAUCUUCACGUGAACGUUCACAUAACCGCAAGCGUAGCUCGUCUCGGCGACGUUCGUCCCGCGAUCGGGAUUCGAAGACGGAAACAACCGGCGGAAGCCCGGCUCGAAAAUCACGCGAGCUCAGUAAACGUUCCUCGCGCAAGGAUCGUUCGUUGCAACGUUCGUCGCGCAGCCCGCAUCGUCAGCGGAUGCGCAGUCCACGCAACCGGAAGCGAUCUCUAUCCCGCUCUCGGUCACGGUCUCGAUCGCGUUCGCGUUAUCGUAGCCUCAGCCCCUCGCAACGGCGCCCACCAAGUCCGCGCGGUCGUAGUCCGCGCGGUCGUAGUCCGCCGGAGAUACGGUCGGGCAGAAAUGAUGCCCGAUCACGACGGCGCUACUCCGUCGACCGGGAAUGGUCCUCGUCGAGACGUUCGCGGUCCCCCUACACCGGUGGUCACCGAAGGCCACCGUCACCGAAGGACGCACCACCACCGAUGAUGGCACACGGAGAGAAUCAGAUCGAUAUCAUCACCAGCACAGGCGUGCCGUCGCCAAACGUUCAUUCGCCGGUGACGGGCUACAAGAAGAGUUUGGCCGAUUCGACCAUUAGCGAUGCGGAGCUGGAAUGCCAGAAGCGGAAACAUUUGACCGCCGAUCCGGCAUACGGUGGGGCUGCAUAUUCGAAGACAGGUUACGCUUAUUACACCGCCACCGGUGAGAUCCUGCUAGAUCCCGGAAGCGGUGAUCGAUCGGGUGUUACCGCUGCUGGCGCUGCCUCAAAAACGGACGGUGGUGAGGAAUCGUCACCCAAGCGUAUCUCGCUGGACGAUCGUAUAAAUAAUAUCGUUCUCGGAAUGAAUGGCACAAUGGAUGGAUCGCCGGGUGGAAAGCAACCACCACCCGGUAAGCACCAUCCACAUCUUUCUCAGCAUGUGCACCAUCAGCAUCAUCACGGUUACGGCGAAUAUCCUUCUUCCCAUGACAUGUACCAACCGCCUGCGUCCAGACACCAUCUGCCACCGUCCCACAUGAGCUAUCCCGGUGGCUACGGUAAUCAGGAGUAUGGUGGUGCGCCCCCGUACGGCUAUGGGCCACCCCGUGGAGGUCCACCCACUUCGGCGGUCGGCAGUCCGUACUAUGCCGGCAGCCGUGGACCUCCACCGUCCUGGGCACCUCGGAGCCAUCCGUAUCAGGGCUACCCGAUGGCAUUCGUCGGGCCACCGUUAAACGCGAUCCGGCCAGGCAUGGUGGUAUCCGGUGACAUAUACCGACCACCCUUCGGUACACCAACCGUACCGAGCGUGUCUGCAAACACCGAUGCAAGCAGUUCCAAAACUCAGGUGAAACAAGUGGGUAAUGUGCUGGAAAUCGUACCAUCGAGCACACCGCUUACAUCGUCCACGAAGCCAACCGAUAGCAGCAUUAGUUUGGGUGAUCCAUCCACUUCCGCCGGUACGCAGGGAUCCCAAGAUCAGGCACAUCUAGCGUCAACUGCUGGCGGUACCGGUAGCGAACAGCAGCAACCAAACGCCGCCGCAUCAUCCGCCCUUGUGAUGCCGAAAAUUUUCACUGCCGAAGAGCUGCAGCAGCGACACGAUCGUCGCCAGGAGCUGAAAAACAAGAUACGCACCGAGCGGGAAAAGAAGCGGAUUGAAAAGAACCAGCGCAAGGAACGGUUGCUGCAGGAAAUUAAACGUUUGCUCGGACCGAAACUGAUCGCGGGCUCCUCCUCAUCGUCCACCGAAGCGUCCACAUCCGGCACGGGGAAUGAUUCGGUUGGCGUCGGUGCAAUUGCCGGUGGUACCGGUGGCAGUGCCUCAUCCGAGGAAGAGUUCGAAACGAUCCCGCAGGCAGAUUUGAUCGCAUCGCUCAGUCGCUCGUACGAGAGAAGUAUUCUGAAAACGGCCAGACCGAACGUUCCCGGAGGCGCUUCGGUCACUGCGAAAAAGACAGUUCUGUUUGCAGAUGGUGUUGUACCCGGUGACGAAUCGUCCUCAUCCGGCGAAGAAACGAAGGAACGGUCCCCGAACAAACUGUCGACCGCGAAGCAGCGGAAAAAGAUGCGCCGCCAGCGUACGCUCAAGAUCUCCGGCAAGAAACGAUUGAUCGAUAGACUGAAACAGCCGGAACUUGACGAGGAAGCGGAAGAUAUAGAUCCCGAGCUGGAGAAUCUCCCAAUACCACCGCCACCGCCCGGUUCACCGCCACCCGAGCUGCAGCAGCCGCGCUGUCUUAAUCCUCCAAUCGUACGUAUGAUCGAUUUCCGUGAAGGUGGCUUUCAUGGUAUCGGUCUUCCGUUGCCGGGCAUGGUUGCACCGGCAUUACAUCUGCCAGGUACGAACGGUGCUUCACUAGGCGGUGGAGUUUCGUCGGUAAUACCACCACUGCCAGUACCACCCGUCACGAUGCCGGUUUCGGGUCCUGUUCCACCACCAACAAUAUCGGCCGGCUAUCGACAUCCGAAUCUACCGCCGCACCACCUGCUGCCGCCAUCGCAUCUGGGCGGGCAACGGCCGGCCUCACCACACCUACACCAUCACGCUCAUCCUCCGCCUCCGCCGCACCAUCUCUAUCAUCAUCCGCAUGGACCGGUUCUGGUGCCGCCACCGCACCAUACCGUGUACCCACCGCAACCGAUGCCAUCGUCGGCCCUCAUUACGAUCAGUGCGAGCAAAAAGCGUCCCACCAGCGGAAGCACCGGCAAUGGUGUGCAUCCAAUCGAAUCGAUCGUAUCGACCACACCAACACCGAUGACGAGCGGCAACGCUGGUCCCGGUGGUGGUGGUGGUAGUACAAUGUUCGACGGAACACCACCGGCGUGAUCGUAACACCACUCGACGUAAAGUUCGACGGUGUGCUUACGUAGACCAGACAGGCAUGUAUUUUCUUUUCAAAACAUAGCACACAAAAAUGCUUUUUUUAACUUGUACUCGUAAUACACAUCCCGCGUUAGUCUUGUAUAGGUUUCUUUUUAGGAUAUGUUUUUAACGAUGUAUAUGUACUGUAAAAGAAGCAGUUGACUUUAUUCUUUUCCCUAUUUUCGUGUCCCCCCCCCCCCACUCCCCCUGUGUGCAGUCGCGGAACGCAAAAAGCGGGACUCGAAACCAGGGAAAUGAAAUACUUAGUUUAAUUAGUAGAAUAAUUUAGCGCAAGAUUGUUUGCCCGGGUAAGCAAAGGGACACUGGCAAUAGUUUACUGAACAACCGACUGGAGCCAAACACGAUUUACACCCGGAUUAGGAAGCGUGUUUCUGAAAGAAAACAAAAGGGCAGGGCGGAUGAUUAAAAGGUUUAGUUUACUUUUACGCGUCUAUCCGCGGCAUUCGUGAACUCGUGUUUUAUGGUGUUUUGCGUUUGUAGUAGGUGACGAGAAAAUGUUAGUUAAACAUCUGUACGAAUGAGGUAGAUUCAUUGCUAGUGCGAAUAAGAAAUGCAAAAUAUUGUAUAUAAGGUAAAACGAA